This is a messenger RNA of Alexandromys fortis (reed vole), 448 nucleotides long. RefSeq names its product E2F-associated phosphoprotein-like. The record is from RefSeq and is a predicted model, not a curated record. NCBI's taxonomy places the organism in Eukaryota, Metazoa, Chordata, Mammalia, Rodentia, Cricetidae. The transcript has 2 exons. Bases 74 to 433 code for a protein of 119 amino acids.
UUCAGCGAAGGUAGCUGCGGAAAAGACUGAGACCCGGGCCGUUGGUGGACAGCGUAGGCCUCCCUAGGCCGCCAUGAACCGGCUCCAGGAUGACUACGAUCCCUACGCGGUGGAAGAGCCGAGUGACGAGGAGCCGGCUCUGAGCAGUUCUGAAGAUGAAGUCGACGUGCUAUUACAUGGAACUCCUGACCAAAAACGAAAACUCCUCAGGGAAUGUCUUACUGGGGAAAGUGAGUCAUCUAGUGAAGACGAGUUUGAGAAAGAAAUGGAAGCCGAGUUAAACUCCACCAUGAAAACAAUGGAGGAUCAGUUAUCCUCUAUGGGGACAGGGUCUUCCUCGGGAGUUGGGCUUGUUGGAGGAGUCACAGCAAAGUACUAUGAUGACAUUUAUUUUGAUUCCGAUUCUGAGGAUGAAGACAAAGGCAGUGAGUAACCUUUUUCUUAGUAG